AUGGCGCAAUACGGCGGCGAAGCCGCGAAUUAUUACAAUCAGCAAGGCCCUCCUCCACCCAAUACGUACCAGAUGCAGCCUCCUCCGCCGCAGCAGCAGGGCUACAACUACGCUCCACCGAACGGCAAUUACGCGCCCCCUUCAUACCCCCCUCCACAGUCGGACCCUAAGGGAGCACCGCCGUCAUAUGAUGAAGUCUUCGCCGUCCAGCAACCGAAAUGGAAUGAUCUGUGGGCUGGUAUCCUCUUCUUGGCCACCUGCGCCGGCUUCGUUGUUGUCUCGGCCAUCUCGAUUCAAGGAUAUGCUGCGACCCGUCGUGAAAACUCGGGCGGCCUCAAUGGCCAGCUCAAUACCUUCGGCCUGACCACCCAUACCAUCUACCUCUUUCUCUGGGUGCUGGUCACCGCCAUCGUGCUCAGCUACGCCUACAUGUGGCUGGCGCGCAAGUUUACCAAGCAGUUCGUGUGGCUUACGGGCAUUCUCAACAUCGUCUUCGGCUUUGUGACGGCCAUCUACAUGCUUAGCCGGCGCUACUACUCGGGUGGCAUCGUGUUCCUGCUGUUCUCCAUAUUCAUGGUCGUCGCUUUCCUCAGCUGGCGCAAGCGUAUCCCUUUCAGCGUGCUCAUGUUGCAGACCGCCAUGGACGUUGCCAAGCGCCACGGCCACGUUUACAUGGUCAGCGCCAUCGGCGGCCUAUUGGGAGCCGCCUUUGCGGCAUGGUACUCGGUCACCCUCGUCAGCGUGUACGUGAAGUACGAGCCGAGCGCCAACAAUCCGGCCUGUCGCCAAGGCGCCGGUGGGUGCGGGUCGGGCAAGGUGGUCGGGCUGAUCGUCUUCAUCACGUUCGCGGCGUACUGGAUCUCCGAGUGGCUCAAGAACACGAUCCACACGACCAUCGCGGGGGUCUACGGGUCGUGGUACUUCAACUCGCGCAACUACCCGACCAAGGUGACGCGCGGCGCGCUGCGGCGGUCGCUAACGUACAGCUUCGGGAGCAUCAGCCUGGGCAGCCUGGUCGUAGCCAUCAUCAACUUCCUGCGGCAGCUGGCAUCGGUCGCCCAGUCGCAGGCGGCGGCACAGGGUGACAUCUUGGCCACCAUCUUGUACUGCGUCGUCGGCUGUCUGAUCGGUAUCCUCGACUGGGCCGUCCAAUUCCUCAACCGCUACGCCUUUGCGCACAUUGCCCUCUACGGCAAGGCGUACAUCCCCGCAGCCAAGGACACCUGGAAGAUGAUCAAGGACCGGGGCAUCGACGCGUUGAUCAACGAGUGCCUGAUCGGCCCCGUGCUGGGGAUGGGGGCGACCUUUGUGGGAUACGCGUGUGCGCUGCUGGCGUACGUGUACAUGGUAUUCACAAACCCCGCGUACAACUCGGGCGGCGGCUUCACGCCCGUCGUCGUGGCUUUUGCCUUCCUCAUCGGCCUGCAGAUCUGCAAUGUCUUCACCACCCCGAUCAGCAGCGGCAUCGACACCAUCUUUGUGGCGACCGCCUGGGACCCCGAGGUCAUGAUCCGCGACCACCCGGAUUUGUACCACCGCAUGAUCCAGGUGUAUCCGCAUGUACAGGAGGCGAUUCAUGCGUGA
Messenger RNA from Chaetomium globosum CBS 148.51, 1584 nucleotides. RefSeq lists its product as uncharacterized. The transcript has 3 exons. The record is from RefSeq and is a predicted model, not a curated record. Bases 1 to 1584 code for a protein of 527 amino acids. Gene Ontology annotation, biological process: transmembrane transport. Lineage: Eukaryota; Fungi; Ascomycota; Sordariomycetes; Sordariales; Chaetomiaceae. Gene Ontology annotation, molecular function: transmembrane transporter activity. Gene Ontology annotation, cellular component: plasma membrane.